Messenger RNA from Lymnaea stagnalis (great pond snail), 8110 nucleotides. Lineage: Eukaryota; Metazoa; Mollusca; Gastropoda; Lymnaeidae. The record is from the annotation of a GenBank genome assembly.
GUGCUGGCAGAUAAACGCCUGGACAAAAGGGACAGGAAAACUGAACAUGGGAAACGAACUCGAACGUGCAGCGCGGGAGGCCGUCGAAGAACUAGGAGAGGGGCUAAAAGGGGAGGCGGGUGAUUUGAAAGGUCCUCAAGAUUUCAGAGAAAUGAAAAGGAAUUUAAAUGAUCAAAAAGCCAUGAAAAAAGAUAAAGUUAACUUUGUGAAAAAUAUGCUAGAUCCUUCAUUGCAAUUUUCUUUGCUCGGCGACCAAGACUUGUACAGACUUCUUCUUGAAAAGGUGGAGUCGAUCGACGGCACAAUACCUGACUUGGACACCACGCCCCUCAUGGUGUGCGCCGCGAUGGGACGAAAGGAUCUCGUGAAAAAACUUUUGGACGAAGGGGCAAAUGCAGAUGCAAGGUCAAGUUCCGGACAGACCGCACUGCACCUGGCGGCGGCUUCAGGCAGGGAGGACAUUGUAGAAAUCAUCGCCAGCAAAGUCUCGGACAUUAACGUAGAAACGUAUGAUGGAAUUAACGCUCUUCAGUUUGCUAUUUUCUACAAUCAUGAAGGCGUCGUGCGAGACCUGCUGGACCGUGGGGCGGUGGUGACAAACAAGGAUAAAGACGGGGAUGAUGCGCUGAUCCUGGCUGCGAAUGAAGAAGGCGGUGGGCUACUGAAGCUACUGAUAAGAAAGGGAGCCGAUGUCAACACCAAGGACAUACGACAAUGGACACCGCUGAUGGCUUGUGCACAGAAUGAUAACUAUGAAGGCGCAGAAGCUCUCAUUGAAAAGGGUGCCGACGUCAAUGCUGAACAGAUAAGUGGCGGAACUGCCCUCGACAUAGCUGCAGGUCAUGGGAAUCUGAACACGUUAAAGGUUUUACUAAAGUGCGGAGCGGAAGUUGACCACACUGAUAAAAUGGGACAUACGGCGUUGAUAGUUGCCACGGCAACGGGGCAAGUUCUAUCGGUGCAAAAGCUGAUCAAACACGGAGCGUCUGUGAACAUGGCAGGCAAAGAUGGAAGGACACCACUUUUUAUCAGUGCUCUUGUAGGGAACUCAACGAUCGUCGAAUGCCUUUUAAAAGAGGGGGCUGACCCCAAUAUAACUGACACUGAUGGAGAUACGCCCUUGAUGUGCGCUGCUCAAAAUGGCCACGAACAUGUGGUUGAACUAUUGCUGGCAGCCGGUGCUAACGACUUGCAGGUUAGCUUAGAAAACAACACGGCCUUGACCUUUGCCGUGAUGCACGGCCGGAAACGCGUCGUGAAACUGCUUUUGUCCAACCAAGAGAAACCCUAUCCUAGGGUUAACAUGCGAGGAAAACACGGCAUCACACUUUUACAUCUCGCGGCGUUUAAUGGGAACACAGAAAUAUUGCAUCAGCUGUUAGAGGCUGGGGCUGUUGUGAAUGCACUUGGCCCAGGAGGUCAAACUGCCCUCUGUCCAAGUGCCUUUAAUGGUCACGUGGACGCUUCAUUGUAUCUGAUUGGCAGAGGAGUUGACGUGAAGGCGUGCGAUAAUGAUGGUGACACCCCCUUGCAUCUAGCUUCAUUUAAAGGGGACAUUAGCAUCGUUAGGGCUUUGCUAGAGAAAGAGGCUGAGGUGAAUGUGUGUAACGUCAAGGGUAGGACACCUUUGAUCCAUGCUUCCUACGGUGGCCAUGGCGAUGUAGUGCAAUGUCUUUUGAAAGCUGGAGCGAACGUGGACGCCGUAGAUAUGAAAGGUUGGGACUCGCUCAUGGUGGCCUCUCAGUUCGGACAUACAAACACGGCUCUGAUACUUCUUGACCAUAUGGGUAACCCCAAUACUCGAGCAAGGGCUGGGGUUACCGCCCUUACUAUAAGUGCUGGGCAUGGUUAUGCUGACAUCCUGGAAGCUUUAAUCAAGCGUGGUGCUUCGGUCAACGAAAAAGACAAAGAUGGCGGAUCCCCUCUAUUUGUGGCUUCUUUAAAAGGGCGUGCGAGAAACGUUCGAAUUCUUUUAUCAAAAGGGGCUGUGGUCAACAGCGAGACUUGCAAAGGCCAAACUCCUCUCCAUGUGAGCAUACAUGAGGGGCAUGCCGAGGUUGUUGAUCUCUUACUGCAAGCACAUGCGGUUGUCAACAAACGUGAUGCGGACGGGGAUUUCCCGCUUCACAUGGCGGCCUUGAAAGGCAACUAUCUCAUCACCAAAGCUCUGAUUGAUAGGAAGGCUGACAUCUCUGUUGUGAACAACAAGGGAAUGACGGUCUUGAUGAUGGCAGCCCACAACGGGGAUUCUCAGACUGUCACUCUUUUAAUUGACAGUGGAGCUAGCGUAAAUCAGUGUGGGGAGGGUGGCUGGACUCCUCUCAUGUUCUGUACGCAGUAUGGCAAAACAGAGUGCAUGAAAUUAUUGCUGGAGAAAGGGGCCAAAACCACACCAAGUGAUACAAAGGGAGUCUCUGCCAUUCAUAUCUGCUCAGCUAACGGCCAUAAGGAUGCCGUUCGUUUGCUUUUAGAAUACAACGCUGAUGCAACAGUACAGAACAAUGUGGGUUAUACACCUUUAAUGUUGAGCUCUAACAACGGGUACACAGAGAUUGUGUUGUAUCUUCUCCAAGAUGAUGGAGCUAAAAAUACAUUAGAGCUCAGAGAACAUGAGAAAGGAGACACUGUUCUCAUCAUCGCAGCAAGAAGAGGUCGAACAGAAAUAGUAAAAAAUCUCAUCAAGGCCAAGUGUGAUGUGAAUGCCACGAACAAAAAUGGGGACACAGCCCUAAAUAUCAGUGCAUCUUUGGGACAUAAGAGCAUUGUGGAUGAUCUACUGGAAGCAAAGGCGGAUAUUGAGAAGGCCAACUCUAACGGUGACACGCCGCUGUUGUCUGCUUCUACCUUAGGACAUCACCUGGUCAUUCAAACACUGUUAAAAUCUAGGUCAGAUAUUAAUAGAAAGGAUAAGAACGGGAAGACAGCCCUUGUUUUGAGUGCAGAAAAUGGACAUCGCCAGGCUGUGAGGACUCUUCUAGAGGUCAAGGACGCACACAGCAAUGAGGUUAUUCAACAAGCCAUGGCUGCAGCCUUUCAACGCAGACACUCAGAUAUCGUCGAGAUGAUUGAAAAACAGACUGGACAAAAACUGGAAGCAGGUAGGACCCUAAUUAUUUCUUAACAUGUAUUAUGAUUUAUAAAAGAAUUUAAAAAAAAUAUAUAUACGAUUUUUAAAAUGGCGUAAAAUGUCUUUUCUGUUCAUUGAAUUAAUGAAUAAUUCUCAAGUGAAUCCUUGAACUUAGAUGUUCUGAAAAUAAGGUAUACAUCUAUUGAAUGAUAAGAAAGUUUGACAUGGACGAAACGCACCAGAAAUGUUAGAGUUACAUUCCUGGGCGUAUCAUUUAGUACAAUCACAUUUUGUAAACACCUAACAUGUAAAUACUGAGUGUUCAAAAAUAAAGACAAUAUUUUAUAUGUUCGUCAUUCCUUUUUGUUUCUAGAAUCCCAUGCCCUGACUUUGUCUCUUCUGGAGUCCCAUGCCUUGUCUUUGUUUAUUCUAGAAUCCUAUGCCCUGACUUUGUCUCUUCUGGAGUCCCAUGCCUUGUCUUUGUUUAUUCUAGAAUCCUAUGCCCUGACUUUGUCUCUUCUAGAGUCCCAUGCCUUGUCUUUUUUUAUUCUAGAAUCCUAUGCCCUGACUUUGUUUGUUUCUAGAAUCCCAUGUCCUGACUUUGUUUGUCCCUUUCCAAGCUCUGCUGUUGUUUUUUUCAUAGUAUACCAUGCCCUGACUCUGUUUCCUCUCUAGAAUCCCAUGCCCUGACUAUGUUUCCUCUCUAGAAUACCAUGCCCUGACUCUGUUUCCUCUUUAGAAUACCAUGCCCUGACUCUGUUUCCUCUCUAGAAUCCCAUGCCCUGACUCUGUUUCCUCUUUAGAAUACCAUGCCCAGACUCUGUUUCCUCUCUAGAAUCCCAUGCCCUGACUCUGUUUCCUCACUAGAAUCCCAUGCCCUGACUCUGUUUCCUCUCUAGAAUACCAUGCCCUGACUCUGUUUCCUCUCUAGAAUCCCAUGAACUGACUCUGUUUCCUCUCUAGAAUCCCUUGUCAUGACUUAGUUUUUUCCUAGAUUCCCAUGCUCUGACUCUGUUUCCUCUCUAGAAUCCCAUGCCCUGACUCUGUUUCCUCUCUAGAAUCUCAUGCCCUGACUCUGUUUCCUCUCUAGAAUACCAUGCCCUGACUUUGUUUUUUCCUAGAUUCCCAUGCUCUGACUGCGGGUUUGAAAGAAGAAGUUAACCCGAGACCAUUAACAACAAGUUUGUUUGACAGCGUUCUCCAGAACAAAGGGUAAACCAUUUGUGUCUCUGUCUACAGUUGUGACGUGUCCAUGUCAAGAAUAUGUUGUAAUGACUUCAAACUUGGCAUAAGUGUUGUUCGAUUAGGCUCAACCAGUGGCGGACGACCGGGGGGGGGGGUCCACACCAGGGGCAGUUUAAAAAAAAUAUAUAUUUUUUACAGAUAGGUGGGAUUUACGACCAGCUGCAGAGUUGGCUUUUUCAUGGAACUGGAACGGCAUAGAUAAAGAACUUUGAGAUUCAUUGCGAGUCUCAUGCCUUGCUGCCAGGGUUCAUCUGUGGGGUUUGCCUGGCAGUCAAUGGUACCAGUAUCUGGUGGUAGUCGGAUCUCUAGGAGGCUGGCAACGUAAGCGUUGAGUCCGGCGCGUUCCUUGUCCCAAACGGCAGUCUGUCUCGCGGCGUCGUCAGUCGGUUUUAGGUCCGCUUCAAAUCCAGGACGAACGGUUCUUACUUGCCAUGUUGCGAAACAUGAUCUCUGUGUUACCGACAGCGACUGCUGGAGUUGUGCUGCUCCCAUGAUCUCUUUGUUACCGACAGCGACUGCUGGAGUUGUGCUGCUCCCAUGAUCUCUGUGUUACCGACACCGUUUUCAAGUGCAAAAAAACAACAACAAAAAAACAAACAAACAAAAAAACCAUGAGGUUUCAUGGCGACACCUACAUUCCCGUCACUAGCAUCAACCAGACCUCGUCAUCACCCGAUGCGUGGAGCUGGCCAAUGCACCUCCCACCCGCAGCUAUCAUAGUGCUGACUGUGACACGCACCUUUCUCUCGUGGCAAGCACAAUUCGAUUAAUGAAAGCAAAGUACAUUGCAUGAUGCUAAGAAAGCAAAGUACAUUGCAUGAUGCUAAGAAAGCAAAGUACAUUGCAUGAUGCUAAGAAAGGUUUCAUGUAACGUACUACGAUUCUUUCGUUUCAUGUAUGCAUGAUGCUAAGAAAGCAAAGUACAUUGCAUGAUGCUAAGAAAGCAAAGUACAUUGCAUGAUGCUAAGAAAGCAAAGUACAUUGCAUUAUGCUAAGAAAGCAAAGUACAUUGCAUGAUGCUAAGAAGAAGUUUUAAUAUUCACUGCUCAAGCAACCCAUAAAAUGAACAUCAAAUGAACGGAAAUGAUUUGAUUAAAGAUUCCUGUCUUAUUACCAGGAUUUGAUGAAAUGGUAUUUUAGAAACUGAAUUUGAAACCACCGUGCCUGAAUUUUAUUUUUGUAGCUUCUUUUAUUGACGGUGUCGGCUCCGUCUAAUAGAAUGCACACGAUUCAUUGGCCGUAGAGAUUACGCUGGCGUAUCCAGUGGUGUGUCGCCCGACAAGCAACAUCCGGUUUGGUGCUUUAAAAAUAAAAAAGAACUAUUUGUUUAUUAGCAUUGUUAUUUUGAUAUUUUUUUAAACGUUUGGUAAAAUUGUCCAUAAUUAUGAACCUAUUAGUCCGGGCUGGAUCAAACCGCCUCUAGCACGCCGCUGGGUCUCUCACGAGAUGGGUGUGGACGGUACUUCGCAAUCACGCCCAUCUGGGACGGUACUUCACAAUCACGCCCAUCUGGGACGGUACUCCACAAUCACGCCCGAUUGGGACGGUACUCCACAAUCACGCCCGCCUGGGACGGUACUCCACAAUCACACCCCCUGGGACGGUACUCCACAAUCACGCCCGUCUGGGACGGUACUCCACAAUCACGCCCGUCUGAAACGGUACUCCACAAUCACUCUCCACAAUCACAUCCAUCUGGGACGGUACUCCACAAUCACGCCCCUCUAGGACGGUACUCCACAAUCACGCCCGUCUGGGACGGUACUCCACAAUCACGCCCGUUUGGGACGGUACUCCACAAUCACGCCCGUCUGGGACGGUACUCCACAAUCACGCCCCUCUGGGACGGUACUCCACAAUCACGCCCCUCUGGGACGGUACUCCACAAUCACGCCCCUCUGGGACGGUACUCCACAAUCACGCCCCUCUGGGACGCUACUCCACAAUCACGCCCCUCUGGGACGGUACUCCACAAUCACGCCCAUCUGGGACGGUACUCCACAAUCACGCCCCUCUGGGACGGUACUCCACAAUCAUGCCCGUUUGGGACGUACGGUUUGUUUGUUUUUUGCUCGAAACACUGCAACUAUGCUCAGUUCAAUUUUGGUCAAAUUUUGGUCAAACUUCUUUUUCAUUGCACUGUGUUGUAACACAAAAUGGUGCGUUCAGAAAAAGGAAUAGGACCAAAAUUUGAGGAAAAUCUGACCGUGUGAACUGAGCAUUAAACUGAGACUUUACAAAAAAAGGAGAGAAAAAAUAGUUUUGAAGGUAUUUUUUGGUUAGGUUUAUUGUGACGUGUCUGAACUGUUCCCCUCUCAUAUCACCUGCCACGUGCAUCCUUAGGGAAUCGUUGGCACCACCAAGUGGGGAUGAGCGCAUCGAGAGGCACAUUGUAGGCACGUCGAGUAAGACUUUUAACACGACAGAAACUCAAGAGUCGGACUCUCAAAGACACAUCAUCAACAAGUAAGUUGGUCACAAUGGAAUAUUAAAAAGAAAAUACGGUAAUUAUUAGUAUUAUUAUUAUUUAGGCAUUUUUUGUAUAGCGCUCACCUUACAGCUCUAAGCGCUUUACAAUUAUUAAAAAUAUGUAAACUAUUGAUACUGCUAAAGCAAAAUAAAAAUUAAAAGCGAACAAGAAAAAAAGAAGCAGUACAAUGGACGUAUGGGCAGAAAGGGGUCCUCAAACUACGACCGGCGAGCCAGACCCCGGCACGCAAGAGCUUCUUAGCCUGCCCCACCAAAUAUAGAAAAUCUCAUCAGCCAAAUGCAGUCUCGUACUUCUAAUGAAAUAAAAAUAAGUUUAAGCUGAUUAAAAUUGUUCUUCAUUUUAACUAAUUUUCCCCCUUACUGUUAAAAACAAAAUACAAAAAAAGAUAUGUUCAGCUGGCAUAUUUUUUUCAAACUAAAGUCUUGCCCCGGCGCUGUCCUUGCCCCGUCGCUGCCCUUACCCCGGCGCUGCCCUUGCCCCGUCGCUGCCCUUCCCCGUCGCUGCCCUUACCCCGGCGCUGCCCUUGCCCCGGCGCUGCCCUUGCCCCGUCGCUGCCCUUGCCCCGGCUUAAAGUCUUGCCCCGGCGCUGUCCUUGCCCCGUCGCUGCCCUUACCCCGGCGCUGCCCUUGCCCCGUCGCUGCCCUUCCCCGUCGCUGCCCUUACCCCGGCGCUGCCCUUGCCCCGGAGCUGCCCUUGCCCCGUCGCUGCCCUUACCCCGGCGCUGCCCUUGCCCCGGCGCUGCCCUUGCCCCGGCGCUGCCCUUGCCCCGGCGCUGCCCUUUCCCCGGCGCUGCCUGGGGGAUAGUGAACCGAUAUCCAUGUUUUAACAAAAAAAAUUAAGCGCCCCUGCUUUAGCCUAUUUAAUUAAGCAGCAGUAAUUUUGUGGGGACAACCCUCAGCCACGGAAGUCGAAAGACAGUUGCUAGAGUGCCAUGGAACAACAUCAACAACAAAACCAACAACCCAGCUUGCUGUGGGGAUAGAACUGAAAUAGACGUAGUCUUACUGAUAAAGAUGCACUUCUCAGAUUGAAUGCAUCAUUGAAAAUACUGCACAUAUGGCUUGCAGGACCAUGUCCACUUGAUCAGACAGUAACCUUGUUUGCAUUUUGGCACAGAAAGUUGCGAUCCUUUAGUUGAUAAAUUUAAUCACAUUAAUCAAACUACAACUUUGUUCAAAAAUAAUUUCUAAUUGCUAUAAAAAUAUUGUUUUUCCCCUUCCAAUUUCAGAUAUUUUUCCAUUUACAAUGCAGAUAAAGUAAUUAUUGGAGACAGAGGUCUAAUCACUGGCCAGUAUGCAUCGGACUAA